UCGAGCGCUGCAGUGCGCGUGACAGCCGAUCGUCGUGGUUACCUGGGAAAACCGGCUGAGAUGGAGGACGGUCAGCAUCGCUUCCACUCGGUCCACAGCACGGAACCCGCGUGCAGACCGCUCGUUUUCGGAACCUUAGUUGUUAUGGGACUGCUACAAGUUACGUCUAGCGUGGCAAUACUGUUACACCUAACGGGUUACCUGAACGAGGUAGGUUUUUCCUCGGCCCAGCAGAAGCCAUUAGAGGAGGUGGAGACUGCUCCAGUCAUUGCUGACGCACUCAAAGAUCCCCGAAAGAAGGAUAGGCCAAGGUGCACGAAAAUCCCAAGAGAAGUCCCACCCACUGCUCACCUUCCCAUAAGAGUACCUAUUGACUAUGUCCAGAAAGGAGAAAUACAGCCUGUGAUGAUCCAGUGGAAUGAAGCCCAAGGACACCUGGAAAAACUUGACUAUCACAACGGACGACUGUUGGUCAAGGAAGGAGGGCUCUACUACAUUUAUGCCAAGACAUGCUUCCGGUAUUAUGACAUGGAGGCUGAAUCUGGGAACGAUUAUCUGCAGGAUGGCAAUGCACAGCUAAUCCAGUACAUCUACCAUGAGAGGCACACCCAGCGACCAGUGAAGGCCACAGUGCUGAUGAAGAGUGGCAGUACUAAGCGCUGGAAGAAGGUGGGAUACAACAUGUACUGUGAGCAGCAGGGGGGACUCUUCAUACUGAAGGAGGGAGAUGGUCUCUUUGUCAGCGUGUCUAAUUCAUGGAUGCUGGAUCCGGAGCCUGAAGGGGGCUACUUUGGUGCCUUCAAGAUCAGCAACUGACGCAGCCUUUUGCGUGGCUCAGUCAGAGAAAGUGCACAUCCUGGGCACAGACUGGGCCCUGCAGCUUAGAUCACAGUUCCAAUCCGGACUGUGGCAUUCAACCUCUGGUGGCUAAACAAACUGGCAUAAUUUUGCCGAGGAAGAGUGUCUUGGCUGUCCACCACAAUGCGACUUUGUUGGUCUGUCAGGUGCCUGAGAGUCGCUAAGUGCCAGCAGUGAGUCUUUUCCAGUUAGUACCUCGUAGUCCUGCAUGACAAUGUCACACUCGCAGAGUGUGAAAAGAAGGUUGAAUUGGCAGGGGCGUGAAUCGAACGAGAGAUUCAUAGUAGUGAUGAAGUCUGUGUGGACAGCCAAGGCUGAGGGUGAGCUUGGAGGCCAGAAAUAUGUAGCUGAAAAAUGAGGGGGAAAAAAAAACAAUGAUUGAGAAGUUUCUUAGAAAAUCCAGUUCUCUGCUGCUGAAUGUAUGUGGGCAACUGUGCCUUAUGAACAUUUCCAGAAUGAGCAAGAACCACUGAGCACUGUGCACGGCAUAUUUUGGCAGUGGUGUUUUUCACACUUCCUGAAAGCUGAAUUUGUCACUCCAAUUUUUUACAAAGCCAAUGUCAUAUUUCCCUUUAACUGUUACAACAUCCAUAAAAUAAAAAUCCAAUUAAAAAAAUCCAAUUAAUUAUAAAAUCCAAUAAUAAAAUUGGAUUUUUACACCUGAAAAUUCAAAAUAACUGCUGCCUUCUGUAGACUUGUAUUUGACAGCAGCAGUCAGUGUUCAUCUUUUACCAAAGGCCUGGACAGUUCUCUGUCAGCAGAGUUUCACAGCAUCUAAAAAAACUUGAGAUUUUAAUAUGUUGCUUAACUAUAGCCCUUCCACUGCAUCUUUUUUUUUUAAAAAAAAAAAAAAAAAAACUUUUAAGCAGUAUGUUAAAGAAAAUUGUUUUGUUAAUGUUUACACCAUGAGGCUAGUUUAAAGAAAACACCAUCUAUAACAAUUAUUUUCAAUAAGAAUGGAGGACAGCAAAAAAAGAAGAAAUGGGGGGUGGAUGGUGGAGUGUCUUAAAUCUGCUGUUAAUACUACCUGACAAAACACAAGCAUGUUACGCUAAUAAAAUACACCCCUGGUGUGAAGUAAACAACUUCAAAACGUGUAAAUUACUCAAACUGGGUAGGACAUUUUAUUAUACCCCCAUCAAGCGCUAAUGAUUUCAAGGUGAAGGUAGAGGAGGGAAGAGAGGACUGCAGUCUUGGACUUCGGAAACAUUGUUUCUUGGGGACCACAGGUGCCUACAGAGAGCAAAAGAGGGCCAGGAUGGAUAUAUGUAUGCCAUAGUGGGCAAAGAUAAUUCUGUUCCAGUAUUUCCCUAUAGCAUCAAUAUGAGCACUUUCUAUCAAGUACGGUAAAAAUAAAUCUAAAGAUGUUUGUUUCACAUAUUGGUAUUUUUAAAACGAAUUGAUCUGCUGUCUUUUCUUAAAUGAGGCUGUUAUACUAAAUCACCUAAGAGAAGGUUAGCCUAAACAAAAUUGUCAGAUGACGUUCUUCGCAUAGGUGCAACAAUGUCUACAUUUAUUAGUGACGGCAUGGAGGGAGAGGUCAAACAUAUGUCAUUGAUCACACCCCCAUCUGAAAAAAUUUGCUUUAGAGGAGUUCCAAAAUCAAAAUGCCAGUGGGGGGGAGGGGGAAUGUAAGACAGCUGGACUGUCUGCCAGUCAUGGUGAAAACAGACUAUCUAGAUCAAGAAGUGGGAUCAAACUGAGUUUGGUAGAGUUUUAAUUUAAAAUGGAAGAAAAGUUCUUUUCUCAUUUCCACUUUGUGUCGAGAAAUGGGAAAAUGCACUAAAUGUAUUUAUUUAUUUGAUUAAUAACUAAGUCCCAGACACAGUUGUACAAUGUACCGCCUGUUGAAAACUGAAUCUUUGCUGUUUGUGUGCAUUGGUUAGUUUUCAUGUAAAAGGUCGGGUUUUAAUAUAACACAGGUGCUCCAGUAUUUUAAAUAUAUCAUAUGGAGUGGUCACUGAAAAAGAAAGUUAUGCAUCAGUAUAUGAUAAUGUACAGAUACAUAACAAACAUGACAAUUCUGUGUGCAAGACAUUUGCCAAAACAGAAGGUUGCAUUCAUUGGGACAUGAAGUUUUAAGUUAUGUUUAAGAAAUGCUUACACUUUUUUUACUCUUAUUUAUACAAACUUGUUUUCAC
Molecule: messenger RNA, 2999 nt
Organism: Scleropages formosus (Asian bonytongue)
Lineage: Eukaryota; Metazoa; Chordata; Actinopteri; Osteoglossiformes; Osteoglossidae
Product: TNF superfamily member 11
Exons: 4
Coding region: 61-816 (251 amino acids)
Biological process (GO): immune response
Cellular component (GO): membrane
Molecular function (GO): tumor necrosis factor receptor binding
Source: RefSeq, a predicted model, not a curated record